AUGUCCAAUCCAAGUCCAGACCUUGACCUUCAAAAGGCAUUUGCUGCUGUUGCAAAGGGUGAACUGACUGCAACGGCCUUGGAACAACAUCUCAAUGAAAUUGAAGCCAAAAUGAAUGCACUCGAUGAACGCAUGCAAUCCUUUGAGAAGGAACAUAUUGCUGCAAUGGAAGCUGCAACAGAAGCCAGAGCUGCGAAUGGGACAGGUCCUAAUCAACCAGACAAUCAAACAGUGGACUCGUCAAAUAAUCCACCCAAGUGA
Penicillium bovifimosum is the source of this 261-nucleotide messenger RNA. RefSeq lists its product as uncharacterized. Bases 1 to 261 code for a protein of 86 amino acids. The transcript has 3 exons. Lineage: Eukaryota; Fungi; Ascomycota; Eurotiomycetes; Eurotiales; Aspergillaceae. The record is from RefSeq and is a predicted model, not a curated record.